CUGAGAGUCCUUUGGACAGUUAAUGGUGUUUAUCACUGUGCCCCAUUUCUACAAAUCAAUGAUGGGUGGAUUAUUUUCUCGAUGGAGGACAAAACCUUCAACUGUAGAAGUUCUGGAAAAUAUAGAUAAGGAAAUUCAAGCCCUAGAAGAAUUCAGUGAAAAAAAUCAGAGAUUACAAAAAUUAUGGGUUGGAAGAUUAAUUCUCUACUCCUCAGUUCUCUACCUGUUUACAUGUCUAAUUGUUUACUUGUGGUAUCUUCCUGAUGAAUUUACAGCAAGAUUAACCAUGACACUACCAUUUUUUGCUUUUCCAGUGAUCAUUUGGAGCAUAAGAACAGUACUUAUUUUCAUCUUUUCCAAGAGAACAGAAAGAAAUAAUGAAGCAUUGGAUGAUUUAAAGUCACAGAAGAAAAAGAUACUUGAAGAAGUCAUGGAAAAAGAAACUUAUAAGACUGCUAAAUUAAUUCUUGAAAGGUUUGAUCCAGACUCAAAGAAAGCAAAGGAGUUUGAGCCGCCAUCUGCUGGAGCAGCUGUAACUGCAAGACCUGGACAAGAGAUUCGUCAGCGAACUACAGCUCAAAGAAACCUUUCCCCAGCACCAGCAACUGGGAACCAGGGCCCUCCACCUAUUCCAGUGUCUCCUGGAUCACCAAAGGACACUUCUGCCCCUGGUGGGCCCCCAGAAAGAACUGUCACUCCAACUGUACCAUCACAUGUGUUAUCAAGACGUCUUGGAUCCCCUGCUACUUCAGUGCAUGGAAUGGGUCUUCAUCCUCCAGGUCCACCUUUAGCAAGACCCAUUCUCCCUCGAGAUCGAGGUGCCCUGGACAGAGUUGUUGAAUAUUUAGUUGGUGAUGGUCCACAGAACAGGUAUGCCCUUAUAUGUCAGCAGUGUUUUUCUCACAAUGGCAUGGCUUUGAAGGAAGAAUUUGAAUACAUUGCUUUUCGCUGUGCCUACUGUUUUUUCUUGAAUCCUGCAAGGAAAACUAGACCCCAGGCUCCAAGACUUCCAGAGUUCAGUUUUGAGAAGAGGCAGUCAGUGGAAGGUGCUAGUUCAGUUGGUCCCUUGUCAUCAGGAACUGUGCUUCCAUCAGAAAACCAGCUUGGUGAAGAAUCUGUAGAAGAACAAGAUGCUCUUGAUGGUAGUGCAGAGCACAUAGAUAACAGCAUACCAGCGACAGAGCUGACAGACCAAGUGAUUGAAAAGGCACCUGGCACAGAGGAAUCGGAGGAGAAACGGGAAGAGCUGGAAAGCGAGGAAGCCUCAGUGAAUGAAGCCAAGUCCGCAAUGGCUAGUGUUGAUUCUCUUCCUAACCCUGAACUCAAUGGGGAGUCUCUGAUGACAAGCGAGUAAAUGCUUGUGUGCUUCAACUGGCUCUCUCCAGUCGUGUUGAUUCAGUUACUGCUCUUCAGGUGGUGUGUUCUUCCCCUCCUGCGGAUAUGCUUGCUGUCGUUUGAGUUUAGAUUCCCUAGCCUCUUCUUUGUCAAAGUUUUAUCCACACUAGGUAUUAAUUAAAGCAAGUGAUAUCAGCAAGUGUUUGUAGACAACUUUUAGAUAUCUUUUGCCUGUUCAAAAAGUAAACAAAUAUGAUAGCCUCCCUGUUUUCUUACAUAUAUGACCUGUAUAUUAUAUCCAUUUUGACAUAGGAGGAACUUGAGUUAGGAAUACAUUUUCUGAUGUUUGCUUUAAGGAAUGUACUCUGUUAAGAUUUUGUACACUUUAUCGAUAAAAAAACGUAUAGGGUUUUAACUUGAGUUAUUUUCCUGGGGAGGUGGGGGGGAGUAUCUAUUUAGAUAUUUAUAUUAAGUGGUAUGAGAGUUGUAACUGUAACUACAUAGGCAUUGGUACGAAUUUUCAACAAGAAUUUUGGUACGAAUUUUCAUUAAGAAUGCAACUGAACAGUCAAGUGCAGUGUUUCUUUUUGAUGUUACUUAUUUUGCAGCUGGGCCAAAGGCACAUGAUGUAUAAAACUAGCUUAUGUUUACAUAUUAACAAAUAGGAAAUAUCUCUGCACUUGACUGUACUUGAAUUCUGAGCAUUAUUUAUACCUGUAAAAUAAUGAUGAUCUACAAGUGAAUUUUUCGCUCUUGUGUGACUUUUGUUAAGGCAAAUAAAGAUGAUAUGGCAGCAGUUUAUUUUUGUUAAGAUAUCUAGACUCUUACAAGGAGUAUCAUGACAGAUGACUGGAUACCUGAAAAAUCUUAGGAUGAGCUCAAAAUACAAUGAAUAUAUAGAUAGGGCUUCGAGCACAUUAUGAUGCUUUCUACUCAGAUUUAUUGUCUUUUCAAAGGAAUAGAAAUAGUGAUAUCUAGAAGUUCUAAUAAGAGGUGUGCUUAUGUUUGUUUGUUUUUUAAGUCAGGAACACUUUAGACCAUUGGUAGAGCUUUUAACUUUGAAAGUUAAGUGUGUUUUGUGAGAACAAUCAGCUAGUGACUAGUAGUUAAUUUGAUUUAAUAUAUGCUUUAGGAAUCAAUUGGGGAAAAUAUUUGACCCAGAUUAUUAAUUCAUGGACAUCACAUAUAGCAUGGUUAUUUUUUAUUGCUCCAUUUGAUCUCAGUCUCCAUUAUUAUU
Molecule: messenger RNA, 2572 nt
Organism: Echinops telfairi (small Madagascar hedgehog)
Lineage: Eukaryota; Metazoa; Chordata; Mammalia; Afrosoricida; Tenrecidae
Gene: LNPK
Product: lunapark, ER junction formation factor
Exons: 12
Coding region: 23-1354 (443 amino acids)
Biological process (GO): endoplasmic reticulum tubular network organization
Cellular component (GO): endoplasmic reticulum tubular network
Source: RefSeq, a predicted model, not a curated record